AUGAUUUUGGGAGGGAGUGACACGUCGGCAGUGACUGUGGAAUGGACAAUGUCCGAAUUGAUAAAGCAUCCAAGAGUGAUGGAAAAAGUACAAAAGGAGGUGAAAGAGAUGUUCGAUGGGAAAAGAACGGUAGACGAAGCUGAUCUUGAUGAGCUGCACUAUCUCGAUAUGGUUAUCAAGGAAAGUCUAAGGCUACACCCUCCUGCACCAUUAAUAGCUCCUAGAGAGUGUCGAGAAACAACGGUGAUCAAUGGAUAUCAUAUACCCGCCAAGACUAGGAUCAUCGUCAAUGCAUGGGCUAUGAAACGAGAUCCCCGACACUGGAAUGAACCUACAGAAUUUUAUCCAGAAAGAUUUUUCGAUACUUCAAUAGACUAUAAUGGACAAAAUUUCAAGUUCAUCCCGUUUGGAGCUGGACGAAGAAUAUAUCCAGGAAUACCAUUAAUAGUGACCAGUUGCGUCACUAUUCUCAUGGUACUAAUGAGGAGGCCCAAACCCGACGCACCGUUGAUGCCUCCAGGCCCAAGAAAGCUGCCCCUACUCGGAAAUCUGCACAACCUGAUGGGCCCAACCUUACCCCACCGCCGCCUGAUGGAGCUGGCCGUCGAACAUGGGCCUCUGAUCCAACUCCAGCUCGGGGAAACCUCCACCGUGGUCGUCUCCUCGCCGGAACUAGCCAAGGAGUUUCUCCAAACCCAUGAUCUCAACUUCGCCACCAGACCCUUCCUGCCCUCCGCCGCCAUCCUUCUAUACAACGGCCGAGACAUCGUGUUCGGGCCGUUUGGAGACUACUGGAGGCAGAAGCUGAAGAAGCUCCAUGCGGAAGCCGAUGCCAUCCUUGAACAAGUAAUCAACGAGCACGUUGCAAGAAUAAGAACAGACAGAGUUGAAGAUGAUGAUGAGCAUCAUCAAGAUAAUGAUCUUGUCGAUGUGUUUUUGAACCUCAACACCAAGAACCAUGGUCUAGGCUUCUCUAUCACCCACGUAGAGAUUAAAGCUGUCAUCCUCGACUUGUUUCUUGGAGGGAGUGACACAUCGGCUGUAAUCGUGGAAUGGGCAAUGUCAGAGUUAAUGAAACAUCCAAGAGUUAUGGAAAAAGUACAGAAAGAGGUGAGAAAGAUGUUUGAUGCAAAAUUAGUAGUGGACGAAGCAGAUCUUGAUGAACUACACUAUCUCGACAUGGUCAUCAAGGAAACUUUAAGACUGCAUGCUCCUGCUCCGUUAAUAUCUCCCAGAGAGUGUCGAGAGACAACGAUGAUUGGUGGAUAUGAGGUACAAGCCAAAACUAGGGUCAUCGUCAAUGCAUGGGCUAUCAACAGAGAUCCAAGACACUGGGAGGAACCUACAGAAUUUUGCCCAGAAAGAUUCAUCGAUACUUAUGUUGAUUACAACGGACAAAAUUUCAAGUUCAUUCCCUUUGGAGCUGGACGAAGAGUAUGCCCCGGGAUACAAUCAGGGAUGGCGAUGGUUAAACUUUUAUUGGCGAAAUUACUUUAUAAUUUUGAUUGGAAGCUCCCAAAUGAAAACAACUCACUAAAUAUUGACAUGUCUGAGGAAUUUGGACUUACUGUGAAAAGGAAAAAUGAAUUAUUUCUCAUUCCUGUACUACGACAUCCUCAACCACAGUAG
Messenger RNA from Linum tenue, 1629 nucleotides. The record is from the annotation of a GenBank genome assembly. Lineage: Eukaryota; Viridiplantae; Streptophyta; Magnoliopsida; Malpighiales; Linaceae.